GUAGUACGAUAAUAUGGCCAAAACAAUCUGGCAACGCUGCUGGCUGGCAGGGGGGCGGUGACCAGUGUGCACCGGCAGGCGCGGUGGGGUGGUGUGUAGCUCGAUGGUCUUGCAGAUGUCGGGCGGCAUGAAUGGGGACGUGACUUCACCAGUGAGUGAGGUGAACAAGAUGAACAACAAUGGGGAAACUCAAGUACUUCACAAUAUCUACUUGCGGGAAAGAUUCAAGGACCUACACAAGACUCUGGAGAGUGAACUGAGUACCCUGGUGGAGAAGAAGCUGCAGGCAUUCGGCGAGGAGAACCUGCCAGUGUCCGGAUGUUUGGCCUCCUCCUCCUCCUCCCCCUCCUCUCUGUCCUCCUUCGUGACCCCCUUCACUGCCUCCUCCAUCCUCACGCAUUCCCACACCAGACACACUGACUCCAAGAAGUCUGCUGGUCACCUCCCUAGCCGAAACUUCUUGGCGCGCCCCUCGCUGCUGAAGGAGCUGCUGACAGUGAACCACAUGGAGAGCAUCUACAACAUCUUCGUGGCCAUCCUGGUGCUUCUUUUCUUCAACAAAGUGCUCGACGAGACCAUACACACCGGCAGCCCUAACCUGGACCUGUCCCUAAUCGUGUGGGCGUUUGGUGGGCUGGAUCGCGUUAUAGUGAUCUGGGUCUGUAUGUUCACCAGCACCUCUGUUUUGGUGUAUGUUGCCUUUCACCACUGGGCGCACUCGAGACACACCAUGCCAGUGGUGUACGAUGUUGUGGCAGGUGUGGUGUUCCUGCUGUACCUUGGGCUCUUCAUGUACCUGCCCCUUCAGUCCCUGCUUCACCACUUCCUUCCUCCAGCCUCGUCUUUCAUUAUUCUGUGUGAGCAGGUCCGCAUGUUCAUGAAGACCUGGGCCUUCGUGAGGAGUAACCUGCCGAGAGCAAGGAGCUACAAGAAGGACGACAACAUGACCCAAGGCAAAGGGCAGAACAGCUCCACACUCUGCCCUAACUUCUCCCACUACCUGUACUUCCUCUUUGCCCCCACGCUGGUGUACAGAGACGACUAUCCCAGGAACGAGACGUGUGACUGGCGGAAGGUGAUAAACGACUUGAGUCAGGUCCUCGGCUGUCUCUUCUACACUCACUUCCUCUUCGUUCGAUUCUGUGUCCCCGCAUUCCAGAAAUUUGGCCAGGAGUCUUUCAAUGGAACAAACCUCCUGGUGGCGGUUUUCUCCUGCAUGUUUCCUGGGUCCCUGGUGCUCCUGUGCGGGUUCUUUGCCCUCCUACACGCUUGGCUCAAUGCCUUUGCCGAGAUGCUGAGGUUUGCGGAUAGAAUGUUCUACAAGGAUUGGUGGAAUUCAACCUCAUACGCUCGUUUCUACCGCACUUGGAACUGUGUGGUGCAUGAUUGGCUGUACGAAUAUGUGUACCGGGAUAUUGUCAUGUGGCAGAGACGGCAAGGCGAUGGAUGCUCCAGGCUUCGUUGUUUUCCAAUGAUGGUGGUAUUCUUCAUCUCCUCAGUGGUGCACGAGUACAUCCUCUCUUUUGCCUUCAGAUUCUUCUACCCCGUUCUGCUGGUCAUGUUUGGCGGAUUUGGAGUGGCUUUCAUGUUUGUAAAUAGCAAAGCCAAGAAGUUCAACAUCUUCCUGUGGGUGACUCUGAUCUUUGGCACUGGCAUCAUCAUGUGCCUGUACAGCAUGGAGUGGUACGCAAGGAUCAACUGCCCUCCGACCUUUGACGGCUUCCUUGACUACGUUGUGCCCCGGAGCCUUAACUGUGAGUUCUCCUCCAACUGAGUGGUGGGGAGUGAUGGAACCUCACAACAGCAGCACUUGCCUGGGACGUGAUGUAAAGCCAGCGCUGUGUGACGGGUUCAAGGAAACUGUAUGAAACUGAUCUCAUGAACCUGACACUUGUGCUGUCUUGUUGAAACCUGAGCCAGACAAGUGACCAUUGUUUAAAUCCAUAUGUUUGUUUAUGUCUAUAAUGACUGAUAACUUACAUUACAGCCAACUUACUUGUCCUAAUUUGAGCCUAACUUUUAGAUUUGGGUGUUUUCUGUGGGGACUGGCAUCUCAGUGGGCCUUUUCUGUCUCUCUAUUUUUUGUUUUGUUUUGAACUUCCUGUUUGUUAUGAUAGCCCAGAGCCCCUCUUACAGAUAAGUGAUGAACAUUCCUGCAUCUUUGUAACUUGAUUCAAAUCCAUAUGUUUAUUUCCUUUUUUUUUUUUUUAUAUGUAUACUGAAAACUUAAUUCCAGCCAGCCAAACAUUCCUACCGACUAGUCUUAACUUAAGCCAAAUUGACUAAUUUUCCUGCAUGUGCAUAACUUGUUUCAGGUACAUAUGUCCAUUUUCCUUGAUUUUUAUGCAUAGAGUCAAGGAAAACACAUGCAGCCAGUCAGAUCUUCCUACUGACUAGUCCUAACUUAAGCCAACUUGACUAACAUUCCUACUUAUAACUUUGUUCUUAUGUCAGUUUUUCAUAAGGCUAGUGAUUCAAGACAUAGGAGGCCAGUUCUGCAGUGUUUUCACAAGCUUCUGAACCAAAACGCUCCUAAUUAAAUAAAAACGGUGAAUAGGUUUUGUUGGUUAGCAAACAAAGGGUGAGUGUGGAACUGGCCCAUACAUUACAUUCAACCAAAUAUUCCUAACAGCUAGUCUAACUUAACCCUUUGACUGCCACUUGGUACACUUUUCCCUAAUCACCAAUCACCCUGAGACAUCUUUACUUGUUCUACAGCCACAUCCAAUCUUUGAACUGGAAAGAAAUUGCAAAAUGUAUUCUUUUUUUCAUCAGUAACUUUCUGGUAGAUCCUUGUAAAGACUUCACACAUUUUUUCUGCUGCUGCUAAUUGUUUCGUGUUGCAGUGAAAGGGUUAACUAAUCUAAGCACACAAGUAAUAUAACAUUCCUAACAUUCCUAGUAAUAUAACAUUCCUGAUUCAAAUGGAAAUGUGUACUUUUUAUAAGGUUAAUGAUUGGGAACGUGCAUUUCAGUCAGCUAUGUAUUCCAUUCAGCUAUAUAAUCUUACCUUAAGCCACAUGAACAUUAUUUUAACAUGAUACUGUGCUUAACUGAAAUCAAAUGUCUUUUUUUUUUUUUUUUUCUUCAUAGGGAUAAUGAUUCAAACUCUUAUUGCAGUUGUUAAAUGUUUGCUCUACGUCAGAUGUGUGUGUGUGUGUGUGUGUGUGUGUGUGUGUGUGUGUGUGUGUGUGUGUGUGUGUGUUUUGUAGGUUUUUAAUAGGUUUGAUAAAGACAGUGUUUAUAUUACUUAACCCUUACACUGCUAUGAUCACCCGGUAGCAUCCAAAACUGUGAGAAAAAUGUUUGCAAGGACAGAAAGAGAAAGAUAAAUGAAAAAAAACUAAGUUAAUUUUGUUUAAGAGACGAGUACAACACUAAGAGUCUAUAGAUUUACAGAUAAUCACUGAGGAAAAAAAAAAAAAUGUAUAGCAGUGAAAGGGUUAAUGUCUAUUUUCACAAAGCUAAUAACCCAAAAAAACUAACAUGAUAUUAAUUAUAAUUUCAUGUCAUCAAAAGAAAUGAUGUAGGUAUUCUCAACAUUUUUUUCACAAGCUUAUAAGAAACCCUGACAAAGCUUAUGUAUAGUUAUGAUAUAACUAAGAGAUCUAUUUUCAUAAACCUAACAUUUAAGAAUCAAGACCUCACAUAACACUCAGAAAAAAAAAGGUUAAUCACUGUAAAAGCUCCCUACAUUUACAAGUCCAUCAGAAAACAAGAGUGUGAUGGUAAGGGAAUCUUGAUUUUGAGUCAUCUGUACUAUGUAAGAUGUGCCUUGAAUACCUAUAUUCAGCUGUACAAGUGCCUCUUGUGAACUGCCUGGAAGAGUGCAGGGCAAGUACAAAGGUUGAUGGCUGAGGUGUGAGAGUGCCAGUGAGAGUGCCAUUGAAGGGUGCCAGAAUGCCUUGUCUUGUUGUUAUCCUUGUUGGGAGUUUUGUUUUCCGAAGGUGAUAGAGGUCAGUGUCUGUGGGCUGUUUGUUUUCAUUAUUUUGUUGUUGUUUGUUGUUUGUUUAUUGAAGUUUUUGUGGGUGUUGCUUGUUUAUUUAUCUAUUUGUUUAUUUAGGUUUGUGUUAUGUGUGCUGUGGUUGCUUUUUUAUUUUAUUUAUUUAUUCAUUUGUUUUAUUUAUUGAUUUAUUUAUUUAGGUUUAUGUGGGUGCUAUGUUUUUUUUCUUAUUUAUUUAUCUUUUGCUUAUUUAUUUGUUGUAUUUAUUCAUUUAUUUAUUUACUCAGUUACUAGUUAGUUUUAUGUGGGUUCUAUUCUGUGCAUUUAGUUAUUUAGUUAUUUUUUAUGUAUUUAAAUUUUCACUGGUGUAGAAAAUACUAAUGUGUCACGCUGCUUUCAUGAUUAUGUAGUGUUUAUUUUUCAUCCAUUUAUUUACUUUAAUACUUGUAAUUUUCAAUUUAUCACAUGUAUUCUAUUUGUCAUUCAUUUCUGACAUUUUUGUUCCAUUUAUUGUUAUUAUGUAGCGUGUGAUGGUAACAAUACAAUGGGCUACAUGAAUUGUGGAAUGACUCACUUCACUUUUUUGAGGCUGAGAGUGUGUAUGGAUGUCUUGACUAACCAAUAAUAGCAAUAGCUAGCUUACAUCACCACCACCACCACCACCACCCUCAUCAUCAUACUGUAGUUUUCACUUUUAUCACCAUCAUCAUUACCACGAUCACCAUCUCUUUUACCAUAUUCUAAAACACUUCUGUUCUGCACCCCACUCCUUUCAAAAUCAUCUCAGUGGCCUUAGGAAAUAGCCAUGGUGAGAAACCAAAGCAUUUUUAAGGCUGUUUUCAAGAUUCUAGUGACAGAUUAACAAUGUUUCUGCAUUAUGAAUAUGAGAAGCAUUCUUGAGAACCUGGCUGUUUAUCUCUGUGGCCUUGAAAAAUAGUCGUGGUGAGAGAGCAGAGUGCUUCUAAAUAUGGACCCUUAUCAAAGUUGUAUAAUAAAGGGAAGUGAAAGCAUCUGCCUCGUGUCUUUAGUAUUAUAGCUGCCAUCAUUGUGCAGUGUUAGUGCCUGUGAGGGUUUGGUAAGGCCAGAGUGACACAGACAAGGGUUCUUAAUAUGGCUUUCUCCUCACCCUGCAGGAAAAUAAGAAGGAAGUAUUGAACUGAGACUCCCAUUUAGGAGAGAGAGAGAAAGAUUGUAAGGAAAUGAAUUUAUGAAAUAUAUAUAUAUAUGAAGAAAUUAGUUUGUGAAAGUGUGCUUAAAAAAAAAAUGUGAAGAAAUUAAUUUGAAAUGUUUUCCGAGAGAGAGAGAGAGAGAGAGCUGAUGUAAAAAAAAAAAAAAUUUGUCUGUAAAAUGUAUGUAUAGAAAGACUUGAUGGGAAGGCCAUAAUAAACAUUAAAUAUGAGAGUUGAGUGUGUCUGUCAUGGUUGUAUAAUGGUGGUGUCAUGUGAUUGGUGUGUGUGUCUAGUAUCGUUCACUGCAGCAUGACUCGCUCUCUUUACUGCACUUGGAGUAGCAAGAUAUAUGAAACAUUAAAUCCCUCAUCUAUUUACACGUAAACAGUAUCUUAGUACGCCUUAAUAAUAACAAAAUGAGCUGCCUCAAGGCCCCGUGUCGUCCCCUGCCGCAGGCCACAGUAUGCACAUGACGCGCCUAACUACUGUGUGUGUCUUCACUUGCUUUCACGACGGCGGCUUCUAUGCACCACAAAUUUGUGUGUGUGUGUGUGUGUGUGUGUGUGUAUACACACACACACACACACACACCGUGCGCCGAGUGUUGAAGUGCAUUGUUGUGUUCUCCUUCGUAUAUUUUGUGAUUUUUUUCUCAGUGGGAUUGUACGACCUACAGCAGACCAAGUCAGAAAACACACCACAGGAAUACCUACAUGAGACAAAAACAGAAACACGAGCGAGGUCCAACACACAACUCCAGGACAAAAGUGAACAAUGGAGAAGACGUCAGCCAGCGCAACGAGAGCACAACGAAAUGCAUCACGAACCAGACAAGGAAUAUGAGGACGCGAUAGAAGGACAAGAAGAGCAUCCUCACUCAAAAUUCAUUCUUGCUCUCGAAAAGAAUGAAUGUUACUUUGGCUGAGGGGCGUGUGACUUGGAGUGCAAGAGAAAAGGAAUCGGCAAUUGACUACAUGUUGGUGAAUGGAAGAAUGCGUGAUAUUGUGUCGCACAUGUGGAUAGAUGAGGAUGGUUUGGUUGAUAUUGUGUCCGAUCACAACAUGCUGGUGGUGGAGUGCUUGAUGCAGGGUGGGAAUGAAGUGAAAGUGGCAAGUAAGAAAAAGAAGUGGAGACUGAGAGAUGUAGGGUGGGAGAAAUUUCAGGUUGAUCUGAGUGAGAGAAGCUGGGACGACGAAAGUGUGCAUGACGUGGAGCGUCUGAAUGAGAAACUGGUUGAGGACGUGAGGGGUGCUGCUGAGAACCAGAUAGGGUUUGUGAGAGUAGGUAGAAGAAAGAAUGUAUGUAAACCAUGGUGGAAUGAUGCAAUCAGAGCAGCUAGGAAGGAGCGAAAGAGAAUGAGUAGACAGUGUAGAUGGCUGAGGAAAAAGAGGCAUGAAAGCGAUGAGGCAGAGAAUGAGUAUCAGAAUGCAUGGACAGCGUAUGUGAAGCAGCAGCGGUUGACAAGACGAAUGAUAAUGAAUGCUAAAGUGAAGAGUGAAAGGAGAGUGAUUCAAUCUUUAAGGGAGAAAGGUAUGGAAGGUGGCCGUGAAUGGUACAAGUUCAUGAGAGGUGAGAAUAUGUCAGGCAGUGUUGGUGUGGAGAGUCUAAAAGUGGAGGGUGUAGUUAUAACAGAGAAGGAUGGAAUCAGGGAGGCAAUCAAAGGGUUCUGGGAAGAUGUAGGUGGGGUAGGUGAGAUGUUUAGUGUGAGAGAAGAAUGUGUAACACUGGAAAGGAAGAAUGCAGAUGAACUGGAUGAAAGAAUCAGUAGGGAUGAAGUGGAGAGGUGUGUGAGAAGGCAGAUAAAUAAUAAUAUAAUAAUAUAAUAUAUAAUAAUAUAUAAUAAUGAUAAGCUGAGAUAUAACACAGUAUUAAGCCAAGCCUUCAAUUCACACAAGCUUUUCAAUGAUUUCACAUUACGCCACACAAGGGACGAGACAUUGCAGUGCAAGCCCCGCCAGGACAAGUUUGAAUUUGGCGCUUCAAUCAGUAACAUCUAGAUACUUUGACAAUUACAGUUAUAAUGGCCUGAGAUUUAUUUUUACACGCUUAUAAUUCUUUAUAUUUAAUUUUCUAUUAGUUUAGUAUAAUGUAAAAGAAGUUGGUGCUUGUUAUUGAAAGCUAAAAGUGUCUUGUGGAUAGGUUUGCUUGCGUACUGUGCGGAGCAGGCUGGGACAGACGACACAACCAGACGUCAGACACAAGGCACUAGGUUAAAAGGGUGCCAUAAACUGCUGCUUUAUUUAACGUAUUUUGGCAGAACAAGACAGUGACAGGGGCCGUGGUGGGUGCCUGCGUGUGCUGGUGCAAGCUUGGUGCCUGCCGGGAGGUGCCUGCAGUGCCACAAGGGAUAAUAUUGGUAAGAAACCGGCCCACCACUUGUCCAGCCAGCUAAUUUGCACAGUGUGAUGUAACAGGCGGUAACUGUGAUAGUGUUGUUACGUGUCACCCACAACAACAACAACACAGGGCUGUCAGAUACAAAUGUAGAGGGACGAAAUAGGGAAGCAGGAAGACCACCACCACCACCACCACCAUCACCACCAGCAGUGUGGAAGAAAGUUUAGGCAAGCGAAGAAAGUUGGAAAAUUAAUAAUUAAACGCUUGCUGUCUUUUAUUAUCUUGAGUAUAAAGUGGUUAUAUGACAAUCUCUCUCUCUCUCUCUCUCUCUCUCUCUCUCUCUCUCUCUCUCUCUCUCUCUCUCUCUCUCUCUCAGCUUUGUAUUAGUUACCCGUUGACAGAAGUGACAGCCGCGUUUUCUCUUGUCAGAUGUAAACAAAGCGGUAGUUUCCUUCCAGCUGGUGAUAAAACUCUUUCUCGCUCUUCCUCACUCUCCCACGUCACGGAAGCAGUGUGUGUGUGUGUGUGUGUGUGUGUGUGUGAAGAAGAAAACGUUAUAUUAUAUCUACGUGUUUAAAAGUUUCCUUCAUUUAAGUCCAAAGAGGCUGGCUGGCUGAUGCUAAGGAAGGAAGAAAGGGGUGGUGUUUAGGGGUCUGGGAUGGAAAGCGAGUGAUGUGUUUUGUAGCCUUCAGAUAAAAAAUAUUAACAAAGUUUACACAGUGGGAAAAUUUUGGUGGUGAGAGAGAAAAUGACUAAAAUAUUACCUCAAAUUUAACCAAACGUGGUGGAGCUUCACACUCCUCAGCUGACCCUAAUCAAACCAAGCCUAACCCAAAGAAGCCUACCCUAACUUGUGUCUGGUGCUUCCUCCUCCCCAAGACUGGCUAUCUCGUGUCUUAAUCCCAAGCUGGCCUAACCAAACUUUACCUAACCUAACCUAAGCAAUUCUAACCUAGCCAAACCUUACCUAAGCAAGCCUAACCUAGCCAAGCCUUACCUAACCUAACCUAACCUAACCUAACCUAACCUAGCCAAACCUUACCUAAGCAAGCCUAACCUAGCCAAGCCUUACCUAACCUAACCUAACCUCACCUAACCUAACCUUAAGAAACCUAGCCAAACCUAACAUAACCUAGCCUAACCAAACCUAACCUAACCUACAUCCUCUUCCCACUGCCCCACUUAACCAAACCUAAUGUAACUUUCAGAGCAACGGCAACCCUCCGAUCCGGCAAGCAAGUUGGCGGCAGCGAUGGUGGUGGCGGCGGCAGUGGUGGUGAGGUGGACGGCAGGGACAGAGGGGCAGUACAGGCUGCGGACAUCAAGGAGAAGAGGAACGCACGGACAAGCAAGGUGUUAUUCGGCAGUCUGAUCCUGGACCUGCUCGGCUUGAAGGUGGUGCUGCCUGUGUCUCCUGCUCUCCUCGACUGUUACUCCAAGCACAACACCAGCGGCUUGUAUUCCUCUCAGCUCUCCUGUGUGACUUAUUACCAGCAUAUCAUCGGUUUCGCUGCGAGGUUCCAUUCUGUCUUGUUUGGCACUGAUUGGCGUGACAUUCAGCAUAGGCUUCACCGUCGGGCACACUGCGGGGGCUGCGUUGUCCCGCUGGGGAAGUACUGGGUGGUUCGCGGCCUUGGCUGUCUACGCACGCACUCUCACUGUGGCUAACAUAAUAUUCUUUGCUGUCUUCUUCCAGGAAUCGCUGCCUGAGGGCAGAAGGAGGAGGGACAUCGGUGCCAGUUUGACCGAGGCUUGGGAGGUGAUCAAUCCUAGGGCUCUGUUCUCCGUCAGCUGUGUCAAGGGCCUGGGCAGAGAAGCCUGGAGUUAACGCUGAUCUUCGCGACCCACCACAAGCAUAGUUACGACUCGUUGGCGCAGGACCGCAAGUUUUCCUUCCUGGGCCUGGUCAUGGCAAUUACAUAGAGAGGGUUUAUGCGAAGUGUUAAGACUGGAACUGAAAAAGCAACUGCCAAUUAGGCACACACCUACAUUGUGAUGCAGCUCCUUGGAGGUGGAGAGCUGGCUGCCUCAGAGGAUCAGGAAACACGAGAGGUUCACAGAGGCUCGCCUCGGGCUUUGGUCGUCGUGAGGAACCUGGUGUCAGCAGUUCACUACUUGCACAGGAAAAGCAUCAGUGUUCACGGAGACCUAAAGCCAGACAGGGGUGAAAAGGGUUGGUGUUGAGGAUAGACAGAAAAGAAAAGAAAAGAAAGGAAAGGUAAAAAAAGGAAGUUUUUUUGCAUUGAUUUUCCAUCUGCUUAUUUUAAAGAAUUUAUUGCACGGAAUAUUAUUGAUCUCCAUCAUUUGUAUGGCCUUUAUAAUAAAAAGUAUGAAUUUA
Scylla paramamosain (green mud crab) is the source of this 9787-nucleotide messenger RNA. RefSeq names its product sterol O-acyltransferase 1-like. Gene Ontology annotation, cellular component: endoplasmic reticulum membrane. NCBI's taxonomy places the organism in Eukaryota, Metazoa, Arthropoda, Malacostraca, Decapoda, Portunidae. The transcript has 19 exons. The coding region runs from base 104 to 1774 and encodes 556 amino acids. The record is from RefSeq and is a predicted model, not a curated record. Gene Ontology annotation, biological process: cholesterol metabolic process.